GGUGGGGCCUAGGACUUCGGGGUGGUGACAGCUGAGUCCAGUGCCCGGGGAACUUGCCAGUCUUGCUGUGGACGAAGAUGCGAAAGGUGGUUUUAGUCACUGGUGCGAGCAGUGGCAUUGGCCUAGCUCUUUGCAAGAGACUGUUGGGUGAAAAUGAUGAGCUUCACCUGUGUCUGGCAUGCAGGGCCAUGGGAAAGGCAGAGGCAGUGCGUGCAGCUCUGCUGGCCUCUUACCCCACCGCUGAGGUCAGCACUGUGCAGGUAGAUGUCAGCAACUUGAAGUCAGUGAUCUGGGCUGCCAAAGAGUUAAAGCAAAGGUUUCAAAGAUUAGAUUAUCUCUAUCUAAAUGCUGGGAUCAUGCCUAAUCCACAGCUAAAUAUCAAAGCACUUUUAUCAAGCCUCUUUUCAAGAAAUGUGAUUCACGUGUUUUCCACAGCUGAAGGCCUGUUGACUCAGCAUGACAGGAUCACAGUGGAUGGGCUGCAGGAGGUGUUUGAAACCAAUGUCUUUGGCCACUUUAUACUGGUUCGGGAACUAGAACCUCUCCUGUGUUAUGGCGACAGCCCAUCUCAGCUCAUCUGGACUUCAUCGCGUAACGCGAAGCCACUGAAUUUCAGCCUUGAGGACAUCCAGCACAGGAAAGGCCAGGAACCCUACAGCUCUUCCAAAUAUGCCAUUGACCUUCUAAGUGUGGCUCUGAACAGGAAGUUCAACCAGAAGGGUCUGUAUUCUAGUGUGGUAUGUCCAGGAACAGCAUUGACCAAUCUAACUUAUGGAAUUCUUCCUCCCUUUGUGUGGACUCUGUUGAUGCCAAUAAUAUGGAUGCUUCGCUUUUUUGCAAAUGCUUUCACUUUGACACCAUACAAUGGAGCAGAAGCACUGGUAUGGCUGUUCCACCAAAAACCCGAGUCUCUCAAUCCUCUGACCAAAUACAUGAGUGCUACCACGGGUUUUGGAAACAAUUAUGUCACCACGCAAAAGCUGGACAUAGAUGAAGACACGGCACAAACAUUUUACCAGAAGUUACUAGAACUAGAGAAACAUGUGAAGGACACCCUUAGAAAAGCAGAUCGCGAGGGAUGAAUGAAGAUGACGCUGGGAGCACUGAGCACUUCCGGUGCCUCCUGGAGCACGUGGCUUUGCAUUUAAAACAGGGUGCUAUGCUGCCCUUCCUCUCUUCCUUCCAGAAUUAUCUCCAGGGCUUGCUGUGUGCGUGUGUUUGUGUGUGUGCCUGAGAAAAAGAUCAGUGAAGUAAAGGUAUCAGGGAAAUACUCCCCCAGAAUGGUGUCAGUCACUCAAGAGAACAUUGGUUUAUGUUACUCUGCCCAGUGGGAUGCCCAUUAGAACUCACAUGGUUAGGUACCAUCUUUAGUGAUUAUAACAUAGCCACACUUUGGACCCAUUUUUGACCCUCCCUGGGAGGAGAGUGGACUGCUCACUUUCAGCAAUAUUCCUUUCUUUAUGAGCAAUGCUCCCCCCACCCCUUCUUUACUUCCUUUACCAUGCUGCUUAAAAAAAAAAAAUCCUUAAGACUGGUAGAAACUAAACAAUGUUAAUGUGUAUGGUACCUAUGUGGUUGAUCACAGGAAGAAAGCAUGUGUUUCUCGAUGACUUGAAUUAUUAUUCUUAUCUUAAAAGUAUUUUUAUUGCACUUGAGGUAGUUUAUACCAGCACUGGACUCAACCCUCCACAACAUUUCCAGAUUUGUUCACUAGGGACCAACUCAUUUUCAUGAUCAGAAUUUGUAAUAGCUAUCAACUCGCAGCAUAAACUUAAUCACUCCCAUGAAGUUUCAAUAAAAGUUUCUAAAUGAAUAACUAUUAGUCGUAUAUCUGCUGGUUAAGGGGCACUAUGGUAGUAGAAAAAAGUGAUUAAAUUUAUUUACGUGUCAGGUAAUUAAGCAAUAUUAAAUCUUAAAAGGGCCACAUCCCAGUCUUAUUGGGCACAUGCACAAUAUGUUAAAAUGCUUACAUGUUUUCUUUCUCUACCGAAAGUAUCAUGAACAUAAUACCUGGAGUAUAAUAAAGUCAAUAAUUUUUUGAAUGAAUAAAUAAAAA
Messenger RNA from Perognathus longimembris pacificus (Pacific pocket mouse), 2056 nucleotides. It is a transcript of the gene Hsd17b7, whose product is annotated as hydroxysteroid 17-beta dehydrogenase 7. The record is from RefSeq and is a predicted model, not a curated record. The coding region runs from base 78 to 1082 and encodes 334 amino acids. Lineage: Eukaryota; Metazoa; Chordata; Mammalia; Rodentia; Heteromyidae. Gene Ontology annotation, cellular component: endoplasmic reticulum membrane. Gene Ontology annotation, biological process: cholesterol biosynthetic process. The transcript is spliced from 9 exons. Gene Ontology annotation, molecular function: estradiol 17-beta-dehydrogenase [NAD(P)+] activity; 5-alpha-androstane-3-beta,17-beta-diol dehydrogenase (NADP+) activity; 3-beta-hydroxysteroid 3-dehydrogenase (NADP+) activity.